This is a messenger RNA of Drosophila serrata, 5532 nucleotides long. It is a transcript of the gene ATP8A, whose product is annotated as ATPase phospholipid transporting 8A1. Gene Ontology annotation, biological process: phospholipid translocation. Gene Ontology annotation, molecular function: magnesium ion binding; ATP hydrolysis activity; ATP binding. NCBI's taxonomy places the organism in Eukaryota, Metazoa, Arthropoda, Insecta, Diptera, Drosophilidae. The record is from RefSeq and is a predicted model, not a curated record. Gene Ontology annotation, cellular component: trans-Golgi network; plasma membrane.
UAGAUUGUCACCGGAGUAAGGCACUUGAAAAUAUAUAUUUAUUUAUAUAUAAAUAUAGAAAUCUGCGACAUCAAAAGCGUGCCAUAAGCCCUCCUGUCUCCGGCUGCAUAUGCGUGACAAGCAAAUAGCAUUACCAUUGCCCCUAAAUGUCAGAAUUGCAAUGAAUUUUUGAUAUUCCGUCGCAGCCGGGUGGAGUAGCUUUAAAAUCGUUUCACUAAUGGCGGCGUCGUCCGCCUUAGGUUCGGUUCGUCGCCAGUUGUUCCGGUUCUCAACACCUGUCAGAGUCAAGGCCCACGAAUUGGGAAUGUGAAUUUGGUAGCGGAAAUGGGAACGGAGACGGUAAUGGAACCCAAAAGCCACACUCCCACCGCCGAGUUGGAGGUCGAGCGCCUUACAUAACCGCUGCUCGAGAAGGAAUCGAGAUUAGAAAACGAGAGUUAGUAGCCGCCACAUGUGCCUUUCGAGUGCCUGCAUCCCCUGCUGAGUCCAGAUCAAGUGCCUUUUUGGGAGCGAAUCCCCAGGAACCAAGAACCCCCCGCCCUCUCAUAAGAGAAGAUGUCGGGACCGUACCAGCGCCAGAGCCUGGAACUGCGUAGUUCUCAGGACAAUGGAUCUGCAGACGAUUCCGGUAGCCGGUUGAGGCAUUUGUCGGGCACUUCGGCCAGCCAGAGGAGACGGCAGCAACGUGUGGCCCAACAGCGCCAGGACUCCUGGUUCCGACACUCCAUGCCACCGGCCAUCAAUCGGGACUUUGAGUCCCUGGAGCACCUCACGCCCAGGGUCUCAGAUGGCCUGGAUGAGCAAUUGGCCGCCUCCGUAUCGCAAAGUGUCCAUAGUGGCGGCAGCGUCACGCUUUGCGGGCGCGCGGAUCAAUCCAGCAUCCACCUGAACAGUGCCAACAGCAACCUGGGCUUCAUCGACUCGGACACGCCCAAUACGCCAGUGACCCCAACAUCCGGUCAGCAGCCACCCGCCUCUGUGUCCACCUCCGUGGCUGGCACACUCUCCUCUAACCGAAGGUCGGGCAACCGCAAGGAUUCCAAGGGCUCCAUUCUAUCCCGACAGAGUGGCCGGAGUCGAGUUUCUGUGCUGGCCCAAAGGGGCCUGCAAAUGACCGCCUCUUUUCUACGCCGGAAGCGGGCGGAAUACGAAGAUGAUGAGGACUUCACCUCAUCGGCCGGCUACGAUGCAGACGAUGGGGAGAGGCGUAUCAUAAACCUAAAUGCGCCACAGACCACUAAGUACUGCAAUAAUCGCAUUACGACGGCAAAAUAUAGUAUCAUUAGCUUUCUGCCCGCCUUUCUGUUCGAGCAGUUCCGGCGCUAUUCCAACUGCUUUUUCCUCCUGAUUGCCAUACUGCAGCAAAUCCCGGAUGUAUCGCCCACGGGUCGUUACACCACGCUUGUUCCGCUCAUGUUCAUCCUGUCGGUGAGCGCCAUUAAGGAGAUAAUCGAGGAUAUUAAACGACACCGGGCGGAUAAUGAGAUCAAUCACAGGAUGAUCGAGCGGCUAGAUAGUGGCACUUGGACCACAGUCCGCUGGUCAGAGCUAACCGUGGGGGAUAUCAUAAAGGUCACCAUCAAUUCCUUUUUCCCUGCCGAUCUGAUUAUUCUCUCGUCUAGUGAGCCGCAGGCCAUGUGUUUCAUCGAGACGGCCAAUCUGGAUGGUGAGACGAACCUCAAGAUCCGGCAGGGAGUGUCAGCCACCGCUGGUCUGCUGGAGACGAAGGAUCUGAUGCGUUUAGAGGGCAGGAUCGAGUGCGAGCUGCCCAACCGGCAUUUAUACGAAUUCAAUGGGGUGCUCAAGGAGAACGGCAAACAAACCGUUCCCUUGGGCAACGAUCAGGUGCUGCAGCGCGGCGCUAUGCUCCGGAACACGGCAUGGAUAUUUGGUGUCGUUGUCUACUCUGGGCAGGAGACAAAGCUGAUGAAGAACUCUACCUCGGCGCCACUAAAGCGCUCCACCGUGGACAAGCUGACCAAUACACAGAUUCUGAUGCUGUUUAUGAUCCUCAUCUCGCUGUGUAUCACCAGUGGCCUAUGCAAUCUGUUCUGGACCCGAGAGCACUCGGUGACGGACUGGUACCUGGGCCUCGUGGACUUUAAAAGCCUGAGCCUUGGCUAUAACCUGCUGACCUUCUUCAUUCUGUACAACAACCUUAUACCCAUUUCGCUCCAAGUCACCCUCGAGCUGGUGCGUUUCCUGCAGGCCAUAUUCAUCAACUAUGACAUUGAGAUGUACCACGAGGAGUCGAACACACCGGCCAUGGCCAGAACCUCGAACCUGAACGAGGAACUUGGCAUGGUAAAGUACAUAUUCUCGGACAAGACGGGCACACUCACCCAAAAUGUGAUGGAGUUCAAGAAAUGCUCCAUUGCCGGCAUAUCUUACUCUCCGGAGAACACGCCAGAGCAAUCUCAGCUGGUACAGAACAUCUUGAGUCGUCACCAAACGGCCGGCGUGAUCGAGGAGUUUUUGAUUCUGCUGUCUGUGUGCCACACGGUGAUCCCUGAGCGAAGGGACAACGGUACCAUCAUCUACCAUGCCGCCAGUCCGGACGAGCGGGCUCUGGUCGAGGGCGCUCAUAAGUUUGGCUACAUCUUCGAUACCCGUACGCCCGAGUACGUGGAGAUCAAUGCGCUCGGCGUGCGCAAAAGGUACGAGGUCCUAAAUGUCCUCGAGUUUACCUCGACACGCAAGCGAAUGUCGCUGAUUGUGCGCACACCGGAGGGCAAGAUCAAGCUGUUCUGCAAAGGAGCCGAUACGGUGAUAUACGAGCGAUUGGCUCCACAGGGCCAGGCGUUCCGGGAGGAGACCCUGCGCCACCUCGAGGAGUUCGCGUCGGAUGGCUUGAGAACGCUCUGCCUGGCGGUAACCGACAUCCGGGCGGAUGUGUAUCAGGAAUGGCGCGAGACCUAUCACAGGGCCGCGACUUCGCUGCAGAAUCGGGAGAGCAAACUGGAAGAUGCUGCCAAUCUGAUUGAGAUCAAUCUGCGUCUGCUAGGCGCCACAGCCAUUGAGGAUCGACUGCAGGACGGUGUGCCGGAGACAAUUGCCGCGCUCCUUGACGCCGGCAUUUACAUCUGGGUACUCACUGGCGACAAGCAGGAGACGGCCAUCAACAUUGGCUACUCCUGCCGCCUCAUCAGUCACUCCAUGGAUAUCUUAAUCCUCAACGAGGAGAGUUUAGAUGCCACCCGCGAAGUAAUACAUCGACAUUACGGAGAGUUUAAGAGCUCGACGGCCAAGGAUGCCAACGUGGCUCUGGUCAUCGAUGGCACCACUUUGAAGUACGCUUUGAGCUGCGAUUUGCGCAACGAUUUCCAGGAUCUGUGCCUCCUCUGUCGUGUGGUCGUCUGCUGCCGCGUCUCGCCGAUGCAAAAGGCCGAGGUGGUCGAGAUGGUCACGCAGAGCACCAAAGCCGUAACCUUGGCCAUAGGUGACGGUGCCAACGAUGUGGCCAUGAUUCAGAAGGCAAAUGUGGGCAUUGGGAUUUCGGGAGUGGAAGGUCUACAGGCGGCAUGCGCCUCGGAUUACUCCAUUGCCCAGUUCCGGUAUCUGCAGCGCUUACUGUUGGUGCACGGUGCUUGGAACUACGCGAGGAUCUCCAAGCUUAUUCUGUACAGCUUCUACAAGAACGUGUGUCUGUAUGUGAUUGAGCUGUGGUUCGCCGUCUAUUCGGGCUGGUCGGGCCAGAUCCUCUUUGAGCGCUGGACCAUCGGUCUGUACAACGUGAUCUUCACGGCCAUGCCGCCGUUUGCGAUGGGUCUGUUCGAGAAGUUCUGCACGGCGGAGACGAUGAUACGCUAUCCAAUGCUGUACAAGACCUCACAGAACGCCAAGCUCUUUAAUGUUAAGGUUUUCUGGAUUUGGAUAUUCAAUGCCCUGCUGCACUCGGCGUUUCUCUUCUGGAUACCAAUGGCUGCCUAUACGAGCGAGGUGAUCUGGAACGACGGCAAGACUAGCGACUACCUGUUGUUGGGCAAUCUGGUGUACACGUAUGUGGUCGUUACGGUGUGCCUGAAGGCUGGUCUCAUCACCAACUCGUGGACCUGGCUGACGCACUUGGCUAUCUGGGGAUCCAUAGUGCUCUGGUUCACCUUCCUCCUGGUCUACAGCCAUGUGUGGCCGACGUUUAAGAUUGCCAGUAAUUUCCGCGGCAUGGACAUCCAGCUGUUGUCGACGCCGCUCUUUUACUUCGGCCUGCUGCUAGUGCCCAUCACCACGCUGUUGGUGGAUGUGAUCUGUAAACUGAUUCACAACACGGUCUUCAAGACACUUACGGAGGCUGUACGCGAGACGGAGAUCCGACGCAGCGACAUCUCCGAAGUGAUGAAUGAGCCGCGAUCUUCUGAUUCUGGUUACGGAUUCGCCUGCGGCAAGGUAAUUACAUCCAAGAAGACUCUGAUCAGUUCGCGUCAGCUCUGCAAGAAAGCCAAGCACCUGUUGCCUGUUGCCACGGAGGAAACAACUCUACGGGUGGUGAACCUGGAGCUGGAAAUGGACACAGAGGAGCAGCAGCGGACAAGACAGCGUCAGAAGUGGCGGGCCGGUAUGUUGUCCGCCGUAGAGAACCGAUUCUCGACGGUCAGGAGGGCCUCAUCGCCCACCCAGGCCACUCUCCAUAUGUGAGCGAAGGCCAAGUCAAAUCGAAAUAUUUUUCCUUAGUGUGUAGUCUCUGAUAUCUAAUAAGUGAGCAUUAUGUAUAUUGUAUUGUAAUGAGCAUGUGGAGCGGGAGACUAUUGCCCGCUUUGCCAGCGCAUCAUCGAGUAGCUCCUAAGAACUGUUGAAAUCAUAUCGCCAAGAGCAGACCUAGAUCCAUGUGUGUAUAUAUAUUUAUGCUUAAGCGUUAGAGAAGCGAACUAUUUGUACAUUGCCUACAACUUCUAUUUGCCAACUGUGAUAGUGUCUAAGGAGCCAGAGCUUUAGGAUAGACACGGUAGGAUAGGCCAAUAAUCAGGGAAUGCAUAUCAUUCCCAACGCAGCUGCGUUCAUUUACAUAUUACUAUAUAUACACAAACUAUUAUGAUUGUACCUUAACUACAUUAAACUUUAAAGAGACUUGUCAGGUUGUAAAAGAGAGUUAACGAAGCCCCCUCAGGGGGUCAUGUUCCCAGUCACGAAUGUUUAGUAUCCUUAACCAACCGAUAUACAUAUUCAUCCCAACGUUAAUGGAAUGUGAUGAUGGUACUUACCCCGAUGAUAUGUAUGUAUCAGUUUUUGAAUAUAUAUGUAUCCCGCACCGUCCACCACAGCUCGCAUGCAAUUUUAAAUCGGCCAAUGAUAUAUCUAAUACUAACUAUGGCUGCUAAUCUGAUCUGAUCCGAUCCGAUCCGCUCUGCACUUAUGUUCUAUGUAUGUUAUUAUUUAUUUUUGUAUUACGUAUUAAUGGACACCAAACAAUGCGACUUAACCAAUCACACACCCCAACACCCAAACACUUAAAACCAACUCGCAGUACCCAAAAUAACACACCCAACAAAUAACUAAUCAAUAUAUAAUUUAAUAAAAAGUCAAGAGUCAACAGCAAAA